UAAAGCCCAGCGUAGAUGUUAGCGGAUCAGCCAAGCCCAAGUUCAAGACUAUUCUGUGUCAGCCUCUCGUAGCAGCCCUAGCAUAAUUUAUGAACUAGCCUAAUCCAGCUGAAGUCCAGCUUGAACAACAGCCCGGGAAUCGGCCCGGUCAAGCCAUACAGCCCGGGAGCCAGCGUGGUUUAGUCUUGUACAGUCCAGGUCCAGCCAGGUUUGAACUUGAAGCAUAAAUCAAGCCAACAACAUUGAAUUUAUAAAUGAAACAUUGGAUCUGAACUUGAUGAAAUAAAAGUAGUUAGAACCAGAGCUAUAAUAGGCUCUGUGAAACUUCAAGACUCUUGAUAACAAAUUAACAGAGGUCAAGUAAAAGUUGAAUUUUAAUAACUAUUUCAUGUAUAGUAGUCUAUUGAAAAGUGUUUCCAAUAUGAUUCUGCAAAUACUGCAUGUUUUGUUUGCAGGUAGCCAGCAUUAGUUUUGUGCUCAAGUGACAAGAAAGUUAAAGGUGUAAUUUCAUUACAAAGUGAUAUUGACAUCGCAGUUCAGAGUCAAGCAAGGAAGGAAUAUGUGGCGAUGUUGAACCUUAUCGCAUGAUCGCGUGGUCUGCAUUCAAGCCCUUUUGAUAAGCGAAUUUUGAGGCGUGCGUAAAGGCUUUAUUGGGAGAUGUAAAAUCAAAUUACUAUGGAGUAUUUGUAAUUGCAUUAGCAAGAAGCAUUUUAAGCGGUUUUACAUUGAUGAGGUUGGUAGGCUUAGCGCUGUAGCUUUGCUUAAAUUGAUGUUUGAUUUCACUCUAGUUGCAUGACAAUUUAAUUUGGUCAAUUUGCUGUACAAGGUGCAAGUGCAUGGUUUAGCAUAAGAGGCCAGCUCCUUAUUACACUUCUGUUGUGUCAAAGCCAAUUAAACAUGGCAGAUUCAAGAAAGUCAUCAAGGGAGAGGCAGCCCACAGAAAAAAUGGCCGCUCUUCAGGCCUCUGAAGAAUCAAAGACAGAGCGGAAGUUUUUCAAGAUGUAUGGCUCCCUUAAGGCCACAGUAAAGGCAGCUAGAACAAUCAUUAAGACAGAGACAGAAGAAGGUCCCAUCAAACAACAGAUAUCCAUAUUGGAAGCUGGAGAGAGGGAAUUGAUGGAAACCUACGAGAUUUUGAGGAGACACAAGGUCCCCAUAAGAGAGGCCACCACGAGGAUGGACCGUGCCAACGCAAUGGUCAGAGAUAGCCUCAACGCCCUGGAAGAAGUUCUGGGAUCCCUAGAAGGUCCUUUUGACGCCGAGGAUCGGAAGCAGAUAGCGAAAGAAUUCUUGAAACAAGAAUAUGCUUCAUCGGUCUUCAGCUCAAUUUUAAGCGAAAUGGACCAAGGGGUUGAAACCAGCCAACCGCGUGGAGCCACACCAGUAAUUGACAUUGAUAGCAAUCCUGGACAGCCUGUAGAAUCUCGUAACACACCAUCACUUCCUCCUCAAGACAAAAUGUACCCAGGAGUUGGAGUAAACCAACCACCUGAAGGUAUUCAAGGGCAGUCAGCAGAACUUCCUGCCAAGACGUCAUCUCCUUCCCUUCAAGAUGAGAUGGGCCCAGAGUUUAGAGUAGGCCAGCUACAUGAUAGUCUACCUGAUUCGCAUGUGGAACCUCGUGACAAGACACCACUACAGCCGCCUCAGAUAACGUCGGUUGACGUCCAGGGCUUAUGUAAGGCUUUAGCAGACAACAUGUACCACACAAGACUUCCGAUGCCAGUGCCACGCACCUUUAGUGGGGAUUCGCUUGAGUUUAUAGAGUUCGAGAAAGGUUUCAAGACUUUGAUCGAAAACCGUGGCAUACCACCAACAGAGAUGCUGUAUUAUCUGAAGCAGUACCUGACUGGUCCGGCAAGGGAGGCGGUGGAAGGUUUCUUUUUCGGGGACUCCAAAGAGGCAUAUGAUGGGGCAUGGAGGUGCCUUCGACAGAGGUAUGGUCAUCCUUUUAAUGUCCAACAAGCGUUCCGGAAGAAGCUAAGUGCUUGGCCGAAGAUAUCCUCCAAAGAUGCCAUAGGUCUUCAGAAGUUUGCGGACUACUUAAAGUCUUGUGAUGAUGCUAUGCCAUAUGUCACUGGCCUCCAGGUGCUAAACGACUGCUAUGAGAAUCAAAAGAUGAUAGCCAAACUUCCAGACUGGCUGAUUAGUAGCUGGAAUAGGGUGGUAUCAGAUGAGUUGGAAGGCGGCAGCUAUCCUUCAUUUUCUAAGUUUGUGAAAUUUGUUGCUAAGGAGGCAAGGAUAGCCACCAAUCCCAUUUCUUCUCUAGGUGCCCUGAAAUCUGAGGACUCUCAAAGAGAAUCAAGUCCCAAGACCUCCAAGAUCGAGCGAGAAGCAAGAAAUAAGGGAUCUGCUUUGGCUGUCAACACCAAGGAAAGUGCCGAAGGCAAGAACAUCCCAAACCAAGUCAAGAAGGCUCCAAAACCUUGCUGCCUGUGUAGUGAAACUGGACACAAUUCCGAGGACUGUGACAAGUUUUUGGCCAAGCCACUUUCUGAACGCAGGAAGUUUGUUCAAGAAAAUCAUGUAUGCUUUGGUUGCUUACAGAAGGGGCAUUUUUCUAAGGCAUGUAAACAAAGGCUGAAGUGUAGUACAUGUGGUAAGCGCCAUCCCACGGCUCUUCAUGAGGAAAACCCUACGAUAAGAGAGGGCAAUGCGCACAAGAGUGAAGAAGCUUCUGAGGACAUGGCUACGUCUUGCCAAGUCCGUUCUGGAAAACAAGCUAGCACUUCGAUGAUUGUACCAGUGUGGGUCGCGGCAGAACAAGCACCAUCGUCAGAGAUUCUGACUUACGCCCUCCUGGAUACCCAGAGUGAUUCAUCGUUCAUUCUAGAUGAAGUAGCGCAAGCCCUGAAUGCUAAGCAGCAACCCAUACGCUUAAAGUUAUCUACUAUGACUUCGUCAUCGAACAUUGAUUGCAGCGUGACUUCAAGUAUCUUAGUUAGAGGUAUGAUGUCGCCCUCCCAGCUCAAGAUAGGAAAGUGCUAUACGCGUGACUUCAUACCGACUGAUAGAGAACACAUCCCAAGCAGAAGUACUGCUGAGAAGUGGACUCAUCUCCAAGAUGUUGCAAGAGAGAUGCCAGCACUUCAGAGAUGCGAAAUCGGCCUACUGAUAGGCUAUAAUUGCCCAAGAGCUCUGACACCAAGACAAGUAGUUACUGGUAGCGAUGUAGAACCAUUUGCUAUUCGAACUGACCUCGGCUGGAGUAUUGUUGGCUUUGCCGAAGAAGAGAAUGCCAUGGACUUCAGUAGCCAGUGUGGGAGGGUUUCUACUCGCGAGAUACCAUUUCCGAAGCCAAAGGAGAUCAUAGGGUUGCUUGAGACAGAUUUCGCAGAGGACAAAUCGCCGGACAAAGCAUGCUCUCAGAAUGACCUACAAUUCUUGAAUGACCCAAGUGCGGAUGCACCUCUCACGCCAAACCACCUCCUUACUCUGAAGAGGACGGUUCCGUUGCCCCCUCCUGGGCAAUUUGUGAAGGAGGAUGUGUACACGCGUAAAGCCUGGAGAAGGGUUCAGUUCUUACUGGAACAGUUCUGGUCAAGAUGGCGGAAAGAGUACUUGUUGGGACUUCAAAGACGACAGAAAUGGACGAUGCCCAGACGGAAUUUACAAGUGGGAGACAUUGUAUUGCUCACUGACGAUGAAGCUCCGCGUAUGAAAUGGCCAAUUGCGAUGGUCGCAGAAGCCACUCCUGAUGAAGAUGGUCUGGUCAGACGGGUACAGGUGCGCGUUGGAACGAAAGACCUUGACAACAAAGGUCGUCCAAACAAGAAGCUUGCCGAAUACUGGAGGCCGGUUCAGAAGCUCGUACUGCUUCUGGAAACAGUACCUCCAUAGAGCAGGUAUGUAUGUACACUUGAGAUUGUUUGGAGCGGGUACAAAUGUUUGACCUUGCAUUUGCACAUGUACUUCGUUUUCUGGUACAGUUUAAAAAUUUAGGACUCAAAUUCUGAUCUUGUUUGCUGCGAAUUUUAGAUACACAGCGCUUAAAUAUUGUCGCAACCUUUAAGCUUGCCUUACAACCUUUGCAAUGUGUGUUAUAAUCUUUUACAGCACAUGUUAUAAACGUGCAUUGUUUGAGUUCCGCAUCAUCACUUAUGCCAUUCUGGUUUGAUCAAGCUAUUCAAUUGCCAUGUUAUUCGUGUUGUAGAUUGCAAGUGUACCAAUUUACAUGCAAGAGGUGUAUGGAGUGCUUGCUUAAAAAUUUCCAUAUUAUGGUCACAUUAUUUCACAUGCACCACUUAUGUAAUACUAGUAAAUGCAUUUUCAUAUAUAUGUAAGUGUACUCAUGCAUGUGAUUAUGUUACCAGUGAAGGCAAUUUUGGUGGGAGUGUAAAGGCACUUCAUACACCGUGCGGUUGUAAUUGUCUAUUUGGCAUUCCAUAAUUUUAUCGUCUGCGAAGAUUGUAAUUUUUGGCCCAAAACUGGGGCACGUUAUGGCGAUGGAAAAGGAAUUGCAUCGUUAAUCGGCAUAUUAUUUAUGCCUGCCUGAGACUUUGGUAACAAGUGGCACAGUGUUUUUACGGGAAUCUAAGGAACAAAGUGAAUCAGCAAGCCAAAGAGUCAGCUUUGACCAUGAUGAAGAGACUAGAUUCAAUAAAGCUGUUUUGACUAUUGUUUACCCAGUA
Messenger RNA from Strongylocentrotus purpuratus (purple sea urchin), 4631 nucleotides. RefSeq lists its product as uncharacterized. The record is from RefSeq and is a predicted model, not a curated record. The transcript has 2 exons. Gene Ontology annotation, molecular function: nucleic acid binding; zinc ion binding. The coding region runs from base 898 to 3840 and encodes 980 amino acids. Lineage: Eukaryota; Metazoa; Echinodermata; Echinoidea; Camarodonta; Strongylocentrotidae.